Messenger RNA from Paramecium sonneborni, 780 nucleotides. NCBI's taxonomy places the organism in Eukaryota, Ciliophora, Oligohymenophorea, Peniculida, Parameciidae. The record is from the annotation of a GenBank genome assembly.
AUGUAAAAAUUGAUCUUCUUAAAUAAUGAUUGGUCAAAAAUAUUAGGUAUGUCAAUUUAUUAAGGAUUGAAUCAAUCUGGUUGUAAUUAUUCCUUUAAAGUGGAAGGAAUAGACCCAAUAUUCUUAAAUAAUAUAUAAAUUGCAUUUAUGUUUUACUUACUUCUAUCAUCAUUUUUCUAAUAAACUCUAUGUUUUAUUGAUUCUUUUCUCUACUUGAUAAAAUAAACAAUACCUAUAACAGACAAACCCUUUAGUAUUUUUCAUAUUCAAAUAAAGAAAUAAAGCUGUUAAAGUUCAAUCAAAAUUUAACAAUAAAUGAGAGUAUCAAAUCCAUAUUUGAAAUAUAUUACUAAUCUUUUGAAGUAAAAUACAAUUAACCUCAUAAAAUAAUUUAAAUAAACUAUUUCUUUAUGUUUAUUAGAUAUUAGAGUAAAAAAUAGUUAGUUGUUAUUUUAAAUAUUCAUUUUUAUUUUUUUUAAGGAAAUUAUAGAAUAAACCUAGCAAAAAUCUUAAAAUUUUCCCUUAAUUAGCUAUUUGGCUUUAGUUAUCGUAUUCAAAUAACAAUUCCAAUAUCAUAGUAAAUUUGAAUCAGUUUUUUCCAAUAAUAAAAAUUGGUAUAUUAAUAUUUUAAUAGUACAAAAAAUAUGCUGUUUUCGUAUUAUAUAUAUCCUUUAAUAAAAAUGUUUUUUGUUCGGCUGUUUUAUAUCCCUUAAAAAAAUAGAUUUAUCUUUGCAACUAGAUGCCAAUUUAUUUCCAUCUAGAUAAAAGCAUACUGUAUGA